This is a messenger RNA of Leptosia nina, 891 nucleotides long. Lineage: Eukaryota; Metazoa; Arthropoda; Insecta; Lepidoptera; Pieridae. The record is from the annotation of a GenBank genome assembly.
GGCCCUGGCCUGGCCUGGCCUGGCCUGGCCUGGCCUGGCCUGGCCUGGCCUGGCCUGGCCUGGCCUGGCCUGGCCUGGCCUGGCCUGGCCUGGCCUGGCCUGGCCUGGCCUGGCCUGGCCUGGCCUGGCCUGGCCUGGCCUGGCCUGGCCUGGCCUGGCCUGGCCUGGCCUGGCCUGGCCUGGCCUGGCCUGGCCUGGCCUGGCCUGGCCUGGCCUGGCCUGGCCUGGCCUGGCCUGGCCUGGCCUGGCCUGGCCUGGCCUGGCCUGGCCUGGCCUGGCCUGGCCUGGCCUGGCCUGGCCUGGCCUGGCCUGGCCUGGCCUGGCCUGGCCUGGCCUGGCCUGGCCUGGCCUGGCCUGGCCUGGCCUGGCCUGGCCUGGCCUGGCCUGGCCUGGCCUGGCCUGGCCUGGCCUGGCCUGGCCUGGCCUGGCCUGGCCUGGCCUGGCCUGGCCUGGCCUGGCCUGGCCUGGCCUGGCCUGGCCUGGCCUGGCCUGGCCUGGCCUGGCCUGGCCUGGCCUGGCCUGGCCUGGCCUGGCCUGGCCUGGCCUGGCCUGGCCUGGCCUGGCCUGGCCUGGCCUGGCCUGGCCCUGGCCUGGCCUGGCCUGGCCUGGCCUGGCCUGGCCUGGCCUGGCCCUGGCCUGGCCUGGCCCUGGCCUGGCCUGGCCUGGCCUGGCCUGGCCUGGCCUGGCCUGGCCUGGCCUGGCCUGGCCUGGCCUGGCCUGGCCUGGCCUGGCCUGGCCUGGCCUGGCCUGGCCUGGCCUGGCCUGGCCUGGCCUGGCCUGGCCUGGCCUGGCCUGGCCUGGCCUGGCCUGGCCUGGCCUGGCCUGGCCUGGCCUGGCCUGGCCUGGCCUGGCCUGGCCUGGCCUGGCCUGGCCUGGCCUGGCCUGGCCUAA